Molecule: messenger RNA, 3349 nt
Organism: Ficedula albicollis (Collared flycatcher)
Lineage: Eukaryota; Metazoa; Chordata; Aves; Passeriformes; Muscicapidae
Gene: TSLIG1
Product: zinc finger and BTB domain containing 8 opposite strand
Exons: 10
Coding region: 368-862 (164 amino acids)
Biological process (GO): tRNA splicing, via endonucleolytic cleavage and ligation
Cellular component (GO): tRNA-splicing ligase complex
Source: RefSeq, a predicted model, not a curated record
UAAAGGGGCCGCGCCCCACGCUGAGGGGCGGCCUGUUCGGGUUUUAAUCCCGGUUCUUGAUCCCGGUCCUUGAUCCCGGUCCCCGGUUUAGAACGAACCGGUGGCUGCGGCUUCUCCGGUCACCACAGCCGUGGGCAGAGCGUAUCGGGGCGGAACCGAGAGCUGUGUGGGCCGAGGCCUCCUUCCAGGGCCGCCCUGUCACCAUCGGGUAUUCCCGGCGUGUUAAUUCUCUGUAAUCAUGAAUAUAUUCCAUUUUUCCACACUGCGGUGCCGCGGUUGAAUCACUGGAGAGAAAGCAGGAAGUGAAGGAGGAUUCCUGGACUUUCCCCAGCAGCAGGAAGGGAGGGAUUCCCUGCAGCUCUCAGCUAUGGCAGCUGAGGACAGGGAUUACAACCUCACCGAGGAGCAGAAGGCUGUGAAAGCCAAGUACCCCCCUCUCUGCAAGAAAUAUGAAUAUUUGGAUCACACAGCAGAUGUGCAGCUCCAUGCCUGGGGAGACACUUUGGAAGAAGCCUUUGAGCAGUGUGCCAUGGCCAUGUUUGGCUACAUGACAGACACAGGCACUGUGGAACCCGUGGAUACAGUGGAGGUAGAGGCAGAAGGGCAUGACCUGUUGUCUCUUCUCUUCCACUUCCUGGAUGAAUGGCUGUAUAAAUUCAGUGCUGAUGAGUUUUUUAUACCCAGGGAAGUGAAAGUGCUUCACAUUGACCGAAUGCAGUUCAAAAUAAGAUCAAUUGGGUGGGGAGAAGAGUUCUCUUUAGACAAACACCCACAGGGCACAGAGGUCAAAGCCAUAACUUACUCAGCAAUGCAGAUCUGUGAAGAUGAAAAGCCAGAAGUCUUUGUCAUCAUUGAUAUUUAAAGCAAGAAGAGUGUGGUUGAGUGGAUUUUGGUCAUCAUCUGGCAGAAGCCCCCUAAAACUGUAAUCCUUGUGGGAAAAAACCUAAGAAUUGGCCAGUUAAAAUCAGAAAUGUAAGGGACUAGUUGCAGGGAGUGUCAGACUGUUUUCACUGAGACAGAGAAUAAGAAUUAAUUGAGCUUUGGGGGGCAUGGAGAAGGAGAGGUUUGUACAGCUUGGAAGUCUCUCAGGAGUGCUGGCAGUCAGCUUUUAAGGCUGAUCCAUGAAAUACAGAAAUUGGUGGAGCUGAUAACUAAAAAUGCUCCCUUUUUGCAGCGUGGCAGGAGAUGAUGUUCAUCCAGAUUGAUCUCAUUUCCAUAUUUCAUGUUCUAAUUCAGAGCUGAUGUCCCUCCUCCAUAUUACAUAAAUCCAAAAUAGCUGUAGUGGCUCAGAUAUAAUGUAGGCAAAAAUAGGAGUGUUUAAAAUUAGACACCUUAAAAAAUGUUGCCAAUUAAACAAACAAACCACCACAUCUUUUAAACUACUUUUAAAAAAAGAAGUCAUGCCAGCAGGUGGUGCUGAAUUGCUGUAAAUAAAUUGCCACAUGAAAUCCUAAAGGAUGUGACUGUACCUGGAAUCCUCUUAUCACCUCUAAAAAGUUGGCAGCUUUGCUGCUGUGGGAGAAGGGAAUGGAAAUGGAUGUCCCAGGUUCUCCCUGGUUCACUCCCAUCUAUAUCUUGUGAAAACUUGACUUUUUUAAAAAGCAUGGUUUGGAUCAGCCUACUGUCCUUUAAAAGAACAGUAGAGACAAUCCUUAAACAUCAAAGGAUUAUGGACUUGACUGAAUCAAAAUUAAUCAAAAAUAAUCAAAAGUAUGGGGUGUGUUUUUUGUUCUUUUAAAUCACAGGAUGGUAAAUGUGCAUUACCUGCUGUUUUAAUUUAAUCUAAAUGUGAGCAGCAUAGGCCCGGCCUGCUCUGUUUCCAUAAACACUCCAAGUGCCUCACUGUGGUGUUUCAUCUUAUAAAGUCAUCUUAAAUAGUUCUGGUUUUAUUUCCAUGCUGUAAAGACAAAGGGAUAAAACCCCUCUUAUUUUUAAAGAAAGCCUCAAUGCUGAAAUAGAACUGGAACUGAAACAAUUAAUGGCUUUGUGAGUGAUCUCCACCAGUCAAUUCACACUUGUGCUUUGUUCCCCGCUAAGGUGAGCAGACUUCUUUUUUUAUCAGUAAGAAUUGCAACAUGCCAGUUAAAUGAUACAAAAUCAGUGUGAUUUUGACAGUUUGGAGUUUCUUUCUCCUCAGCCAGAGCCCCGAAGGCAGUGAGGGCACGGCCUCAUGGACUGAGCUGGGGCUGAGGGGCAGUGAUUUUGGGGAGAUGGACACUGAGGGUCAGUGAUUUUGGGGAGACAGGUGCUGAGGGUCAGUGAUUUUGGGAAGAUGGACACUGAGGGUCAGUGAUUUUGGGGAGACAGGUGCUGAGGGUCAGUGAUUUUGGGGGGGAUGGAUACUGAGGGUCAGUGGUUGCAGGGAGAUGGACACUGAGGGACUGAGCUGGGGCUGAGUGUCUGUGAUUUUUGGGGAGAUGGACACUGAGGGGCUGUGGGCAAGGGGCUGAGGGGAGAUGGGCAAGCACCUGAGCUGGGGCUAUGGAAGGUGGGCAAGGGGCUGUGGGGAGGUGAGUGAGGGGCUGGGGCUAUGAUGAGAUGGGCACAGGGGAUGGGGGGAGGUGGGUGUAGGAGCUGAGGGCAGCCUUCCUUUAGCCCAGCUCUCUAAAACAUGCAAAAAUAAAUCUAUGUUAAAUUUUAACUUUGCAGACAAAUGCUGAGGUGCCACAAGAUCAGUCUCAGGCUAUAAUAACACACUGAAGUGCUCUACUUAUUGAAAUGCUGACAGGAGCUUGCUAGGAAAACAUUUGGAAUUAACUAAGAACCUCAGGCUACAGAUGCUGCUGACAGGAAAGGAAACACAGCAUCAAAUGAGACAUGAGACCAAACAGUGGCUCUUUAUCAGGAGUACCAUGGGAAUGCCAUUCUCUGCUCUCAGCAGAAGGUUUCUUUUCUGCACUCCUUGAGUUUUUCUUUUUUAAUCAUUUAAUACUGAGCAUCUUUAGUUUCUCUACCAAGUGCAGGUUCUCUGCUUCAAGUGACUGGGGGAAUAAAUAUGACUACAAAAGAGACUCCAGAACUAAAAAGGUUGCUUAACCUCUGAGGGAAAUUGUGCUUAUAUAAAAUUGUUUUUAUGCUGUCAAGUACCCUAAAGUUAUAUAAACAGAAGAACCUUUCUAAAGUAGCUCUAUGAUCUUAAGUCACAGAUGUCCCACUGAAAUUCAGGGCACUUGGCCUCUUUAUUCCUAAAGUAAGGUAGAUGUGUUUAAGCAAAUCUUGCAUCAGUCCUGGAAAAAAAAAUGGAAAAAAACCCUGACAACUGUACUUCCAGUGAUUGCACUUUUAUUUCCUUGGAACCACGUGGAUGUAUCUUUCUAUAAAAUUCACAGUACAAAAAAAAAAAAAAAAA